Lachancea mirantina is the source of this 1905-nucleotide messenger RNA. NCBI's taxonomy places the organism in Eukaryota, Fungi, Ascomycota, Saccharomycetes, Saccharomycetales, Saccharomycetaceae. The record is from the annotation of a GenBank genome assembly.
AUGCUGUGUGUCAGAAACUUGAAGAACUCGCGGGCCCGCAUUGCUGAGUGCAGCAGGCAGCUCAGCACGAGCAGACGCGCAAUGCGCGCUGCUCCAGCGCAGGACGACAUCAACGGCAAGUAUCAAGUGGUGGAUCAUGAAUACGACUGUGUUGUUGUGGGAGCCGGUGGUGCCGGUUUGAGGGCUGCGUUUGGGCUUGCCGAGGCCGGAUACAAGACCGCCUGUAUCUCAAAGCUUUUCCCAACGAGAUCGCAUACGGUGGCCGCACAAGGUGGAAUUAACGCUGCUUUGGGGAACAUGCACAAGGACGACUGGAAAUGGCACAUGUACGACACAGUCAAGGGUUCCGACUGGCUAGGUGACCAGGAUUCGAUCCACUACAUGACGCGUGAAGCGCCGCAGUCGAUCAUCGAACUGGAACAUUUCGGUGUGCCCUUUUCAAGAACCAAAGAGGGCCGUAUCUACCAGCGGGCGUUUGGUGGGCAAUCCAAGGAGAACGGAAAGGGUGGACAGGCAUACAGAACGUGCGCGGUCGCGGACCGGACCGGUCACGCGCUGUUGCACACUUUGUACGGCCAGGCCCUCAAGCACAACACGCAUUUCUUCAUCGAGUAUUUCACGAUGGACCUGCUCACCCACAACGGCGAAGUCGUCGGUGUCAUCGCGUACAAUCAAGAAGACGGUACGAUCCAUCGGUUCCGUGCCCACAAGACCGUCAUUGCCACGGGUGGCUACGGUCGUGCGUACUUCUCGUGUACCUCGGCGCACACCUGCACCGGUGACGGUUACGCGAUGGUGUCCCGGGCCGGUUUCCCAUUGCAAGAUCUGGAAUUCGUGCAAUUCCAUCCCUCUGGUAUCUACGGGUCCGGGUGUUUGAUCACAGAAGGUGCGCGUGGUGAAGGUGGGUUUUUGGUGAAUUCCGAAGGUGAGCGGUUUAUGGAGAGAUACGCACCUACCGCGAAGGAUUUGGCGUGUAGAGACGUGGUUUCCAGAGCCAUCACUAUGGAAAUCCGUGAGGGAAGAGGUGUUGGUCCCGAGAAGGAUCACAUGUUCUUGCAACUGAGCCAUUUGCCCGCCAGCGUGCUCAAAGAGAGAUUACCGGGUAUCUCCGAGACGGCUAGCAUUUUCGCGGGUGUCGACGUUACCAAAGAGCCCAUCCCAAUCUUGCCCACCGUGCAUUACAACAUGGGUGGUAUUCCAACCAAAUGGAACGGUGAGGCGCUCACAGUGGACGAGGAGGGCAAAGACCAGACCAUCCCAGGCCUGCUAGCGUGCGGUGAAGCCGCGUGUGUUUCGGUUCACGGUGCCAACCGUCUUGGUGCUAACUCACUUUUGGACUUGGUUGUGUUUGGACGUGCCGUUGCCCACACCAUCGCUGACACUUUGCAACCAGGCUUGCCUCACAAGCCUUUGCCUUCGGAUUUGGGCAAAGAAUCUAUUGCCAAUUUGGACCGCUUAAGAACUGCCGACGGGACUAAACAAACUAGCGAGAUCAGAUUGGCCAUGCAAAAAACCAUGCAAAGCGAUGUGUCCGUUUUCAGAACCCAAGAAAUUUUGGACGAAGGUGUCAAGAACAUCACUAAAGUUGAUCAAAGUUUCGACGAAGUCAAGACCUCGGACAGAUCCAUGAUUUGGAACUCGGAUUUGGUAGAGACUUUGGAAUUGCAAAAUUUGCUAAGUUGCGCAACCCAAACCGCUGUGUCCGCCGCGAACAGAAAGGAGUCUCGUGGUGCUCACGCCAGAGAGGAUUAUCCAGAGAGAGACGAUGUUAACUGGAUGAAGCACACAUUGUCCUGGCAAAGAGAGCCUCACGGCAAAGUCGAUAUCGGUUACAGAGGCGUCAUUGCUAACACUCUUGAUGAGAAAGAGUGCCCUUCUGUUCCACCUGCGGUGAGAGCCUACUGA